Molecule: messenger RNA, 2332 nt
Organism: Pelobates fuscus (common spadefoot toad)
Lineage: Eukaryota; Metazoa; Chordata; Amphibia; Anura; Pelobatidae
Gene: ERGIC3
Product: ERGIC and golgi 3
Exons: 13
Coding region: 53-1207 (384 amino acids)
Biological process (GO): retrograde vesicle-mediated transport, Golgi to endoplasmic reticulum; endoplasmic reticulum to Golgi vesicle-mediated transport
Cellular component (GO): Golgi membrane; COPII-coated ER to Golgi transport vesicle; endoplasmic reticulum
Source: RefSeq, a predicted model, not a curated record
GACCCGGAAGUGCUGCUCUCUGCUUCUCUGCUUCCGGAGACGAAAGACAAAGAUGGAGACUCUGCACCGGCUGCGGCAGUUUGACGCCUACCCCAAGACUUUGGAGGACUUCAGGGUGAAGACGUGCGGCGGGGCUGUUGUUACGGUCAUCAGUGGUCUAAUCAUGCUUAUACUCUUCUUCUCUGAGCUACAGUACUACCUCACUAAAGAAAUCUACCCAGAAUUAUUUGUUGAUAAAUCGAGAGGAGACAAGUUAAAAAUAAACAUUGAUAUUCUAUUUCCACACAUGCCAUGCGCUUAUCUGAGCAUCGAUGCAAUGGAUGUGGCUGGAGAGCAGCAACUUGAUGUGGAGCACAAUCUGUUCAAGCAGCGUUUGGAUAAAGAUGGGAAACAUGUGACUUCAGAAGCCGAGAAGCAUGAUCUAGGUAAAACAGAAGAACACAUAGUGUUUGAUAUGAAAACAUUAGAUCCCAACCGUUGUGAAAGCUGUUAUGGAGCAGAGACGGAUGAUAUUAGGUGUUGCAAUACAUGUGAUGACGUACGGGAAGCAUACCGCAGGAAAGGAUGGGCUUUUAAGACCCCAGAUUCUAUAGAGCAGUGUAAAAGGGAAGGAUUUAGUCAGAAGAUGCAGGAACAAAAGAACGAAGGUUGCAGGCUCUACGGAUUUCUAGAAGUUAAUAAGGUGGCUGGGAACUUCCAUUUUGCCCCUGGAAAAAGCUUCCAGCAAUCCCAUGUACAUGUUCACGAUUUGCAGAGCUUCGGCCUCGACAAUAUCAAUAUGACACAUCACAUUAGACAUCUGUCAUUUGGAAGGGAUUAUCCUGGUAUCGUUAAUCCUCUUGAUGGGACUAGUAUCAAUGCAGUACAAGCUUCUAUGAUGUUUCAGUAUUUUGUGAAAAUCGUUCCUACAGUUUAUGUGAAAGUUGAUGGAGAGGUACUAAGGACCAAUCAGUUCUCAGUAACCAGACAUGAGAAGAUAGCCAAUGGCCUGAUUGGAGACCAGGGCCUCCCUGGAGUAUUUGUCCUGUAUGAAUUAUCCCCAAUGAUGGUGAAACUCACAGAGAAGCACAGGUCGUUUACACAUUUUCUAACUGGAGUAUGUGCUAUAAUCGGUGGAGUAUUUACAGUUGCAGGUCUCAUCGACUCUCUAAUAUACUAUUCCACGCGUGCAAUCCAAAAGAAAAUUGAACUUGGAAAAACCACCUAAUGGGAUCAACCUACGGACUACUCGCGGAGAGGCGAGAGACUGCAGCAUCUCUAGUCAUCGGACAUGUGGACAACAGAAAGAGGUUAUUUAAGGAACAGCAGGAAUAGAGUGCUGCAGUUAACUUGAUGUUGACUUUCUAUUUUGAGAGAAAUACACCAAACCAAGACACAGACACUCUAUGAAAUAUCAAGAGCCUGGAGUGUUUCCCACAGAAAUUCUGUUGGUAUAAUGUGCAAUGUUUUUAAAUUUUUUUAAAAGAUUCAGCGGGUACUUGUAUGCAGUAUCUAGUGAGGUUUUCUCUUGAUUUCUGUUUAUUUACAUCCAUGCUGUCCUCAACACAAUACAAAUCAGCCAAUCGAGGAUGUCAAGAAAAGGAACAAGUGACACUACAGUACUUGGAAGCACAAACAGUGACGGCGCGUUUCACACAUUCAUCUCGGGAAUUAAAAGUGAAAACGCUGACCGCCUUCGCAUAAAGCUCAGCCGCUCUCACCAGCAUAGGAAAGUUGGCUACAGAUGUGGUGUGUGAUUACAGAGCCAGAAUGGACAGUCAGAUUUGGGUAUAUUAACUUGAAGUCCAGUUGGACAACCCUACAGAAUGACAUGUCUUUUAUUCCAGCCAAGUAUUUUAUUUAAUUUUUUUCUCCCCCAUAGCUGAAGGAAUGAAUGUGUAUGUGGGUCAAUAAAUGUCACAGACUCUGAAAGAUUUCGUAUUUUGCAGCUCACUGAUGUAACACGUAGUUGUGAACCUAAUAUUUUGGUACAUUCUUUUAAAACCCAUAAGCUAGGUCUCAAGUAAAAUGUGACCUCUAACUCUUCUUAAACUACAGCAACCAGAGGAUAGUUUAGGAUUGUUGGAACUAUAGUCCAUCGAAAGCUUUGAGAAUCACUGUUGCUACACCCUGUUUUAAAGCUGUACAUUAAUCUUGGUUUAAUUAGGUGAAAACAGAAAACGAGUAUAUUUUUUAGAAUAGCAAUGUCUGGUUUAAAUAUGGAUAAUCAGCCACUGACUCAGGCUGUACGACCUACAUGUGUGUAUUUUGCAAUUCCAUUCCCCUGUGAAACUAGGCCCUUUUUCCAUUUCUUUGAAAACACUCUGGUGUAUUGUUUUGCUAAUCUACUUUC